GGACAUUGUAAAAAGUCAGAGGAUUCUUCUUCUUAAUUCCAUCCAUCGCUUAAAAGUUACACACUUCUCGAUGAUCCUUAUCGGCUUUAAGAUUCUCCCUUUUGUUGAUCAAUCAUCGUUUCGUAGUUUGGAUUUUGAUUCUCCGCUGUUUUUACUCUCCUAUGUGUUUUGUAAUCUGCAAACUCAUUCCUCAACACCAACAAUAGAGUCUGUCUGAAUAUUUAUUUCAUUGGAGCUGCUAAAGUAAAAUUGAGAAAGUCUUAAUUAGAGUGGGAGAAUGGUGGGACCAACUUUGUUUCACCGGAAUAAGCAUUCUUGGCCGCCUGAGGAAUUCAUUUCCAAAACCACUUUGCAAUUACUUGAUUUUGAUAGUGCUGCUCCGCCACCACACGCAUGGAGGAGGAGAUUAAACUGCCAUGCCAAUAUCUUAAAAGAGUUCAAUAUCACUUUCAGAGAAGCCAUUAAAAUGGUACGCUUGGGGAUAAGAUUAUGGUCUUAUGUCAGAGAAGAGGCCUCUCAGGGAAGGAAAGCACCAAUUGAUCCUUUCACUAAAGAGAAUUGUAAACCAUCUGCAUCCCAAGGUGUUCCCCUCGGAGGAAUGGGAAGUGGAAGCAUAUCUAGGGGCUUCAGGGGUGAGUUCAAGCAGUGGCAAAUUAUUCCUGGAACGUGUGAUCCAUCACCUAUGAUGUCUAAUCAGUUUUCUAUUUUUAUUUCUCGGGAGGGUGCGCACAAAAAGUAUGCAUCAGUUUUGGCUCCAGGCCAGCAUGGAAGUUUAGGAAAAUCUCGUGAUACUGAUAAGGGAAUCUCUUCAUGGGGUUGGAAUCUGAAUGGCCAGCAUUCUACUUAUCAUGCGCUCUUUCCUCAGGCCUGGACUGUAUAUGAUGGUGAGCCAGAUCCAGAGCUGAAGAUUUCAUGUCGACAAAUAUCUCCCUUUAUACCAAACAAUUACCGAGAUAGUAGUCUUCCAGCAGCUGUUUUCGUAUAUACACUGGUGAACACUGGAAAGGAAAGGGCAAAAGUGAGCCUUCUUUUUACAUGGGCGAACUCAAUUGGUGGGAUUUCGCAUAUGUCAGGGGGUCAUGUGAAUGAGCCAUUCAUAGGCGAAGAUGGGGUCUCUGGCGUCUUCUUACAUCACAAGACAGGCAAUGGAAAUCCUCCUGUUACAUUUGCGAUCUCUGCUUGUGAGACUCAGAAUGUAAACGUGACUGUUUUACCAUGCUUUGGAUUGUCGGAAGACAAUUUUUUCACAGCGAAAGAUAUGUGGGAAACAAUGGAGAAGGAUGGGAAAUUUGACCAAGAAAACUUCAAUAGUGGGCCGAGCAUGCCUUCAUCACCUGGAGAGACUAUUUGUGCAGCGGUCUCAGCUUCAGCGUGGGUAGAGGCUCAUGGCAAGUGCACUGUAUCUUUUGCUCUAUCAUGGCCAUCACCAAAGGUGAAAUUUUCUAAGGGAAGCACUUAUGACAGGAGAUACACCAAAUUUUAUGGAACUUCGCCAAGAGCAGCUGUGGAUCUUGUGCAUUAUGCACUAACACAUUAUAAGAGGUGGGAGGAAGAUAUUGAGGCGUGGCAAAAUCCCAUUCUUAAAGAUGACAGGCUUCCUGAGUGGUACAAGUUUACUCUGUUCAAUGAGCUUUACUUUUUGGUAGCCGGUGGUACAGUCUGGAUAGACUCUGCUUUACUUCAAAAAUCUGAAAUAAGAAAUUCAUAUGGUAAAGCUAGUGGAGUUGAUAGUAAAGAACAUCAAAAUAACCUUGAUAAUGGCAACAGCGAUGGAAAAGAAAGCAAUGUAGAAGCAUCAGUUAUUCAAAAAAGGAACGGUUUAGUUGUGGACACAUCGCACGCAGAUGAUGACAACGAUGUUGGUCGGUUUCUGUACUUGGAAGGUGUUGAGUAUGUGAUGUGGAACACAUACGAUGUCCACUUCUACGCAUCAUACGCCCUCCUUAUGCUAUUCCCAAAGAUCGAACUAAACAUCCAGCGGGAUUUUGCUAAAGCCGUGUUGUCAGAAGAUAAAAGGAAAGUUAAGUUCCUAGCAGAAGGAAACUGGGGAAUCCGCAAGGUCAGAGGCGCUGUUCCUCACGAUCUAGGGAUGCACGAUCCGUGGAACGAGAUGAAUGCCUACAACAUACACGACACAAGCAAGUGGAAGGAUCUUAACCCAAAGUUUGUGCUUCAGGUGUACAGAGACUUUGCAGCUACAGGAGAUUACCAGUUUGGAAUAGAUGUUUGGCCUGCAGUUCGUGCUGCUAUGGAGUACAUGGAGCAGUUUGAUAGAGACAAUGAUGAUCUGAUAGAGAACGACGGUUUCCCGGAUCAGACGUAUGAUACGUGGACCGUUCAUGGAGUGAGCGCCUACUGUGGUUGCCUGUGGCUUGCUGCUCUUCAAGCUGCAGCGGCAAUGGCUCUUCAAAUUGGUGAUAAGUUCUUUGCCGAGUUAUGUAAGAAUAAGUUUUUGAAUGCAAAGGCAGCAUUGGAAGCGAAACUCUGGAACGGAACGUACCUGAAUUAUGACAGUGGGGCGAGCAGUAACAGCAAAUCUAUACAGACUGAUCAGCUGGCUGGUCAGUGGUAUACUGCAUCCUCAGGUCUGCCUCCAAUUUUUGAGGAUUUCAAAAUCAGAAGCACUCUGCAAAAGAUAUUUGAUUUCAAUGUGAUGAAGACCAAAGGAGGGAGAAUGGGUGCUGUGAAUGGGAUGCAUCCUGAUGGGAAAGUUGAUGAGACGUGUAUGCAGUCGCGUGAGAUAUGGACAGGUGUCACUUAUGCAGCUGCAGCUACUAUGAUCCUCUCUGGAAUGGAGGAACAAGGGUUCACUACCGCUGAGGGUAUUUUCACAGCUGGCUGGUCAGAAGAAGGCUUUGGAUAUUGGUUCCAAACACCGGAAGGUUGGACAACGGAUGGGCAUUACAGGUCAUUGAUAUACAUGAGACCUCUGGCAAUAUGGGGAAUGCAAUGGGCGCUGUCGUUGCCAAAGGCAAUUCUUGAUGGUCCUAAGAUCAACAUGAUGGACAGAGUUCACAUGUCCCCUAUAAGCCGCAGAUUCUCUCACAACGUCAAAGUUGUAAAACACAAAGCUAACUGUUUCGGCAAAUGUAAAUUAAGCUGUCCCUGCUGA
Molecule: messenger RNA, 3112 nt
Organism: Eruca vesicaria subsp. sativa (arugula)
Lineage: Eukaryota; Viridiplantae; Streptophyta; Magnoliopsida; Brassicales; Brassicaceae
Source: the annotation of a GenBank genome assembly